AUGCUUUUCGUUUCUGUUAUAACAGUACUUCAGGAUUGUUAUGGUGUUCCGUAUGUUCCGGAGGGCCAGUGGCUGUGCCGCCGUUGCCAGAUGUCGCCGUCGACGCCAGUUUCCUGUGUCCUCUGUCCAAGUUCGCAUGGCGCGUUCAAGCAAACGGUUGACAAUAACUGGGCUCAUGUUGUCUGUGCUCUUUGGCUGAAUGAGGUCCAUUUUGCGAAUAGUGUCUUUAUGGAGCCGAUCGAUGGAGUGGCGAAUUCACUAAGACGACGCUGCAAAUUGAGAUGUAUUGUUUGUAAGAAGAAAGUUGGCGCCUGCUUACAGUGUUCCAAGGUACUUUUAUUGCCUUUAUUAUAG
Gongylonema pulchrum is the source of this 354-nucleotide messenger RNA. NCBI's taxonomy places the organism in Eukaryota, Metazoa, Nematoda, Chromadorea, Rhabditida, Gongylonematidae. The record is from the annotation of a GenBank genome assembly.